UGAAAAUGAUGAAAAUGAAAAGGAAACAAUCUGCUUUACAACUGAAAACUCACCAAAAAAAAAAGAAAAAGAAAACGAAAGAAUGCCGUGGCCAUUCCUUGCAAUACAGCACAAAUACUUUAAAUCACCAAGUGUACCAAACAGUCAUGCCAUUCGCACUGUUUCAAAAUAUCGAUCUAAUUUUUGGCGAAGCUCACUCCGCACAAGAAAUG
Molecule: messenger RNA, 212 nt
Organism: Loa loa (African eye worm)
Lineage: Eukaryota; Metazoa; Nematoda; Chromadorea; Rhabditida; Onchocercidae
Exons: 1
Source: RefSeq, a predicted model, not a curated record